GUUGUGAACGUUUAGUGUUCAGACACUGCACUUGUAUAUCGUAUAAUUUUUUAGGUUAACAUAGUACAUGAUAAAAAAUUGCAAUUUAAUUGUCGAACUGCUUGAAUAAGAGUUUCGAUAUUUUAGAUGGAACCUAUGGCAUUGGGAUCACCUGUUGGAAGUCCUGUACAAAGUCCUGGAAGUCCAGGAACUUCUGCGUAUCUUCCAAGUUUCCUUUUGGGAGAUACCACAACACCUUCUAAAAUAAACCAGUCUAACCCCCAAGAUACUCCAAAGCAAUUUCACCUUGGGCACAGUAGUCUAGCAUCUCCACUAACACAUUAUGGUACCUCAGACUAUCGUACUAAUCGUCAGAAGGCAGUGUUUGGCGGAGCUAAUACUCCGAACACGUCGCAAAUAGCUACAGAAGAUCAUACCGGUGGGCCACCGACUAGAGGAUUAUUCGAUACCUCGCCCUAUGUAUCACCUGGGAAUCAAAGCACUUCUUGUAGCCAUUCUAAACUUUUAAUGAACUCGAUGAACAAUUCUAUAUUUACUGAUAGCCCAAUGAAUCCCAAUAUAAAUGAAUCGCAAGGUCUUUUGCAAUGGGUGACUGUUUUCGGUUUCCCGCCGAGCGACAUGAACGCGGUUUUAGCUCAUAUCUCGAGCAGGGUACGUGUAGUGGACAAACAUCCCGCUCCGCACGCGCAAAGUAAUUGGAUACAUUUAAAAUGCGCCUCGGAACAAGAAGCACAGAGAGCUUUUGCUUGUAAUGGAAAUAUCGUUUCCGGGUCUGUAAUGAUCGGCGUGGUACCUUGCACGGAUGAGGGCGUUGUGUUAGGAAGUGACAAAGAAAAUCACUCUAAAAUAAACGGAAGCGUCAAGUGUUUCUCGAGUCUUGGAAUGGCCAAUCAUUCGCAAGAAUAUAAUACGCCACGUACAUCGAUUAGAAUACAAAAUGCAAGACCCUUGGCGGCUGGUUACAACCAGCAUUUAAGUCCGCAAUCAGUACGAUCGCCGGAGAAUAUACCGCAAAAAUCGACGGGUUUGGUUUCGAAAGCAAUGGAAUAUAUGUUCGGAUGGUAGCCUCUAAU
Colletes gigas is the source of this 1073-nucleotide messenger RNA. Its product is annotated as nucleoporin Nup35. Bases 127 to 1065 code for a protein of 312 amino acids. NCBI's taxonomy places the organism in Eukaryota, Metazoa, Arthropoda, Insecta, Hymenoptera, Colletidae. Gene Ontology annotation, biological process: nuclear pore organization; NLS-bearing protein import into nucleus; regulation of DNA-templated transcription. Gene Ontology annotation, molecular function: phospholipid binding; structural constituent of nuclear pore; single-stranded DNA binding. Gene Ontology annotation, cellular component: nuclear pore central transport channel; nuclear membrane; nuclear pore nuclear basket. The record is from RefSeq and is a predicted model, not a curated record. The transcript is spliced from 3 exons.